GGGACCCGCCAGCAAGGAUAGAGAAGACUGAGUUCAGUCAGUGGAGGGCUAGUGGAGGACGCCAUUGAAACCGAGAACUGACAGACUUGAAAUUUGUAGCGAAAGGAUAACUAUGAAAUGGGGAAAAUUAAACAACUAUUUCUACGUUGAAUUAAAGUUGUAGUGCCAAUGAACACAACUUUCGUUGCCAGUUCGUGGGAGAUGACGGUCCUCAACGCUGUUCUAGAGUCCCCUGGUAUGCCCUGUCUCCUCCGGCAGCCCAGCACCUCACCAUGAAUGCUAGCGGGAAUGUCUCCACUGCGGGAAACGCCACAGCUGCGUGGGACGCUGGUGGGGGCCCGGUGGUGCUGGAGUCAGUGUUCAUCGUCACCAUCGCCCUCCUGGCCUGCCUGGGCAACUUCCUCAUCGUGGCCACUCUGUACCGCAGGCCCUACCUCCUCACACCCAGCAACAAGUUUGUGUUCAGCCUGACCCUGUCCAACCUGCUGCUGUCAGUGCUGGUGUUGCCCUUUGUGGCGGUGAGCUCAGCACGGCGGGAGUGGGUGUUUGGUGUGGUGUGGUGCAACUUUACCGCCCUGAUCUACCUGCUCAUCAGCUCGGCCAGUAUGCUCACCCUGGGGGCCAUCGCCAUUGACAGGUACUAUGCUGUACUGUACCCCAUGAUCUACCCCAUGAAGAUCACAGGCAACCGGGCGGUGGUGGCAAUCGCCUAUGUGUGGCUGCACUCCCUGGUGGGCUGCCUGCCACCCCUCUUCGGCUGGUCCUCCUUCGAGUUCGACCGCUUCAAGUGGACAUGCGUGGCGGCCUGGCACCGCACCCCUGCCUACACCGCCUUCUGGGUCACCUGGUGCAGCCUGCCGCCACUGCUCGCCAUGUUGGCCUGCUACGGCGUAAUCUUCCGCGUGGCACGCCUCAAGGCCCGCAAGGUGCAUUGUGGGACGACGGUGGUCGCGUCUUCAGAAGAAACGUCAUCGGGUGCUCAGAGGAACGACCAGCGUAAAAACUCAUCCACGUCCACGUCAUCCAAUGGAAGCCGGUGGAGUUUAGUGUAUGCUGGGAGCCAGUGCAAGGCUUUCGUCACCAUUAUGGUGGUGAUUGGGACCUUCCUGGUGACCUGGGGCCCCUACGUGGGGGUGGUGUGUACAGAGGCCCUGUGGGGUCAGGGCAGCGUGUCCCAGGGCCUGGAGACCCUGGUGGCUUGGCUGUCCUUCUGCAGCGCCGUCUGCCACCCGCUCAUCUACGGCCUGUGGAACAAGACUGUGCGCAAGGAACUGCUGGGCAUGUGCUUCGGGGAUCGCUACUACCGCGUGGAGUCGUUCGCCACACGCCACCGCACGUCACGCCUCUUCAGCAUCUCCAACCGCAUCACAGACCUGGGCAUGUCCCCUCACCUGACGGCCAUGUUGGUGGGAGGAGGGCAGCUCCUGGCCCCCGGCAGCAGCACUGGAGACACCGGCUUCAGUUUCACUCAGGACUCAUGUACAGACGUGAUGCUGCUUGACAACUUCUCCACAGAUGGCUCCUCCCACAUUGGAAGCGUGGCCGUAAAGAGGCGGAGCUCGGUCACCUUUGAAGACGAGCAACAGCAGAAUUCCAAAGCUGCAGAGAGCACCACCAUCCCUUCUACCGUCCAGGUCCAAGUAGAGAUACACAAAUCUCUGGACACCUUCGCCUCCUGCCUGGCCAGGGCCAUCGAAAGCGACGCUAAGCUCACCCUCUUUGGCGAGGACACACCCCUAUCUGGGGUGUUGUUUGCGGCUGCGGCGAGGGGGGCACAGAGGCCCCGUUACCUUGACGGUCAGAGACUGAGGCUGGAGAGCAUCGAUGAAGGGAUCGUCAAAGACGACAGAGAAGACCAAGAGAGGGAGAAUGCAUAGAACAAAUAUCCCUUUUCUUCUUUUAGGUACCUAAGAGUUUAUGGUACAUUGGGCAUUGCAUACUUUAUAAUCUUUGAACUCAGUACGGACAGUGUAUAUAUUUAAAAUAGACAUUUAUAACAAUGCAAGGCUUCUGCCAGUUACAGUACAUGCCUCUGUAUCUAUUCUCAUGUGAAUAGAUACUUCACAUUUACAAGUGGGCCCAAUGACCAAUUUUCAUACGUUGAAAUCUUAAAUAGCAAUACAAACUAAGGACAUUUUUGGACCAAAUGCGUGCCAUAUAUUGAGUGCCUUGCUAGUUGUACUAUAUAUACACCUCUGUUAAAUAGGAAGCCUUAACUACUGUAUCUUGACAGUUCAAUGUUUGUAUUUCCAUUGGAAAGAUUUAGUUUAUGCCUAUGAUAAUGUCUUAAGCCACUUAUUCCUUAUUUUCUUUCCAUGCUUAAAGACUGCCUCUUGCUGUUGUGAACAGAUAAGUCUGUUGUGGAGUUUUAGAUGGGGGGGGGGUGCGUUCAGCUGGGAACAACGUUGUGGAACGUUCAUAUAGAAAUGUUUUAUGUAGAACGAACAUGCAGCAGCAUACCACCCUGCAUACCACUGCUGGCUUGCUUCUGAAGCUAAGCAGGGUUGGUCCUGGUCAGUCCCUGGAUGGGAGACCAGAUGCUGCUGGAAGCGGUGUUGGAGGGCCAGUAAGAGGCACUCUUUCCUCUGGUCUAAAAAAUAGCCCAAUGCCCCAGGGCAAUGAUUGGGGACACUGCCCUGUGUAGGGUGCCGUCUUUCGGAUGGGACGUUAAACGGGUGUCCUGACUCUCUGAGGUCAUUAAAGAUCCCAUGGCACUUAUCGUAAGAGUAGGGGUGUUAACCCCGGUGUCCUGGCUAAAAUCCCAAUCUGGCCCUCAAACGGUCACCUAAUAAUCCCCACUUUACAAUUGGCUCAUUCAUCCCCCUCCUUUCCCCUGUAACUAUUCCCCAGGUCGUUGCUGUAAAUGAGAACGUGUUCUUAGUCAACUUACCUGGUAAAAUAACGGAUAUAAAACAUGCCUCAAUGACAUGUCAAGUAAGGGAUCAUGUCAGUUCUAUUCAUGACAUUUCUAUCUGCAACCUUUCACAACAUUUGCCAACUGAACGUGCCCAGGUAUUCCCAGGAGGAGAACUUCCUCGUUCUCAGUAGCUGUAAUGCUUUUGGAGCAUAGGACCAACUUCCUGUAUACUUCAACAUUUCACAGUACGGCAUGUGAAAACAUGCCCUAUAAGAUCAUGUACAUUUGAAUGCACUUGAAUAAUGCAGUACCCAGAGUAUGAAUCCGUCCCCUUCUGAUUUGUAUGUUGUUUUGGAAAGCCGUGACUUAUCAAGUACACUAUAUAUAUUCAAAAGUAUGUGGACAGCCCUUCAAAUUAGUGGAUUCGUCUAUUUCAGCCAAACUCGUUGCUGACUGGUGUAUAAAAUCGAGCACACAACCGUGCAAUCUCCAUAGACAAACAUUGGCAGUUGAAUGGCCUUACUGAAGAGCUCAGUGACUUUCAACGUGGCUCCAUCAUAGGAUGCCAGGAGAACGCUACCUGCCCCAAUGUGUAGUGCCAACUGUAAAGUUUGGUGGAGGAGGAAUAAUGGUCUUGGGCUGUUUUUCAUGGUUCGGGUUAGGCCCCUUAGUUCCAGUGAAGGGAAAUCAUAACGCUACAGCAUACAAUGACAUUCUAGACGAUUCUGUGCUUCCAACUUUGUGGCAACAGUUUGGGGAAGGCCCUUGCCUGUUUCAGCAUGACAAUGCCCCCGUGCACAAAGCGAGGUCCACGCAGAAAUGGUUUGUCGGUGUGGAAGAACUUGACUAGUCUGCACAGAGCCCUGACCUCAACCCCAUCAAACACCUUUGGGAUGUAUUGGAAUGCUGUCUGCGAGCCAGGCCUAAUCGCCCAACAUCAGUGCCCGACCUCACUAAUGCUCUUGUGGCUGAUUGGAAGCAAGUCCCAGCAGCAAUUUUCCAAUGUUUAGUGGAAAGCCUUCCCAGAUCAUGGGAGGCUGUUGUAGCAACAAAGGGGGGACCAACUCUAUUUUAAUCGCCAUGAUUUUGGAAUGAGAUUUUUGACGAGCAGGUGUCCACAUACUUUUGAUCUGUGGUGUAUCUCUCUUGUCAGUAUUACUCUACAAUGGUCCUAGUGUGGGUGAGCUGCAGGCUUUGCAGGACUGUGGUAUUUUAUCAGACUGACAAAGUCAAGCACAUAAUAGGACACCAUGAAGCCACUUACAGUAUUACUGUAUUUUUCAAAAAUGUUACUCUGUUGGUUAGGAUUUCUGGUCAUGUGGGCUCUCUAUGUCCCUGUAGCGAGGGACACCUAGCCUGAUCCCAGAUCUGUAAGUGCUGCUUCAGUCAACGCCUCUGACUGUGCUUUCAAGCACAUACUGAUCUGAAGCCAGGCUAAGGUUACCAUCCCUUGUUCAAACACUAUAGUUAUCACAUAUCUAACACAUUAUACAUUCUGAAUCACUUCACUAGAGCACCAUUUCUCACCCUGAGAGAAUCACUGUCGAUCCUAUUAGCAAUUUGGGGUGUUUACCUCAGAACUGAGUGUUCCACUCAGCGGCCAGUUUAUUAGGUGCACUCGUCUAGUACCGGGUCGGGACCCACCUUUUGCUUCCAAAACAGCCUGAAUUCUUUGGGGUAUAGAAACAUUGCUCAAUUGGUAUCAAGGGAUCUAACGUUGGCCAGGAAAGAUAUCCCCACACCAUUACACCACCACCAACAGCCUGUACCGUUGACACCGGGCAGGAUGGAACCAUGCACUCAUGCUGCUGACACCAAAUCCUGACUCUGCCAUCGGCAUGACUCAACAGGAACCGGGAUUCGUCGGACCAGGCAACGUUUUUUCCAUUCAAUUGACCAGUGUUGAUCGCGUUCCCACAGGAGCUGCCUCUUUUUGUUUUUAGCUGAAUGGAGUGGAACCCGGUGUGGUCAUAUUCUUCAAUAUCCGUGACAAGAACCAACGAGUUCUGCGUUCCAAGAUGCCGUUCUGCACACCGCUGUUGUACUGCGCCGUCAUUUGCCUGUUUGUGGCCUGCCUGUUAGCUUGCAUGAUUCUUGCCAUUCAACCUCCUCAUCGAGCUGUUUUCUCCCACAGGACUGCUGCUGACUGAAUUUUUUUGUUGUUGGGUCGCACCAUUCUAGGUAGACCCUAGACACUGUUGUGUGUGAAAAACCCAGAAGGCCGGCCAUUUCUGAGAUUCUGGAACCGGCGCGCAUGUCACCGACGAUCAUACCACGCUCAGUCGCUUAGGUCACUUGUUUUGCCCAUUUGAACGUUCAAUCAAACAGUAACUGAAUUUCUCAAUGCCUGUCUGUCUGCUUUAUAUAGCAAGCCACGGACACGUGACUCACUGUCAGUAGAAGAAACCAUUUAUGAAAAGGGUGUUGUACCUAAUAAACUGGCCCUCGUGUAUAUCUGUAUUUAUCUGUGUGUCACUGUCCCAGUAUGGUACUGCAUUGUUAGAGCAAUACUCCAGAACGUAAGGUAUUAUACACUUUUGAUUUCCACUAAGGGCUGGAUUCAUUCCGUAUCGCAUUAGAUUUGCAUUUAUAGUGUGAUUUAAAUUUAAAGGCAGUGUUCCCGCAUUCGCAGAGAUUGAAUACACGGUAAACGAUUUGGACUGAAUCCAGCCCUAAGAUAUUUUGUACUGUUGUAUUAAAGUUUUUUUAUACAUA
This is a messenger RNA of Oncorhynchus nerka (sockeye salmon), 5572 nucleotides long. RefSeq names its product G protein-coupled receptor 161a (gene gpr161b). Gene Ontology annotation, molecular function: G protein-coupled receptor activity. Gene Ontology annotation, biological process: G protein-coupled receptor signaling pathway. NCBI's taxonomy places the organism in Eukaryota, Metazoa, Chordata, Actinopteri, Salmoniformes, Salmonidae. Bases 273 to 1877 code for a protein of 534 amino acids. Gene Ontology annotation, cellular component: recycling endosome; plasma membrane. The record is from RefSeq and is a predicted model, not a curated record. The transcript has 6 exons.